Molecule: messenger RNA, 873 nt
Organism: Parathielavia appendiculata
Lineage: Eukaryota; Fungi; Ascomycota; Sordariomycetes; Sordariales; Chaetomiaceae
Exons: 1
Coding region: 1-873 (290 amino acids)
Molecular function (GO): N-acetyltransferase activity
Source: RefSeq, a predicted model, not a curated record
AUGGGCACGCCAUUCAUUGCCCUUCAGGAACCGACGCCCCUCCCAUGGGAGAAAGCCCUCCCACCCUCGGAGCAGCCCAACGCCUCUUCCAUUCCGCGCACCUUCCUAGACGCCAUGACAGUGCGCUCGCAAGUCUUCGUCCAGGAGCAGAAAAUCCCGCAAGCCAACGAGUUCGACGCAGACGACCCGCGCUCCGCGCACUGGGUCAUCUACGCCUCAGUGAACCACACCAUCACGCCAGCCGUGGCCGACGCCACGACAGGCGAGAUCAUCCGUCCGCGGCAAAGCUCGACCCAGUCCGUCCCAAUCGGCACCCUACGCCUGGUCCCCUUCCCACACCCGCCGCACCCGGUCCAAGGCGGCGUCUACGUCGACGGCGAGCUCAUCACCACCACCGGCCAGGACGACAACACCACCACUACCACCGCCACCACCGCAACCACCGACCCCUCCUCACCAGCAACAACCACCGCCCCACAACCAACAUUCACCCCGGACCGCCCAACAAGCUACCACGACGGCAUAGAACCCUACGUCAAACUCGGCCGGCUGGCCGUGAUCCCCGAGUUCCGCGGCCGGGGCAUCGCCGGCCAGCUAAUACGCACAGCAAUCGACUGGAUGCGCAAGCACCCGUCCUACUUCGACCCAUCCCCGGCCGAGCGCGGUUUCUCGCAGCUAGGCAUGGAGCAAGGGGGGACGCUUCCCUUAUGGAACGGCCUAUUCUGCUGCCACGCGCAGGCAGACGCCGUGAAAGUGUGGGAGAAGUGCGGGUUCCAGGUGGACGAGGCGAUGGGUACGUGGAUGGAGGAGGGAAUCUUGCAUUAUGGCAUGUUUUUAAGGGUUGAAGUUGAGAGGGAGGUAAACCAGAUCUAG